Molecule: messenger RNA, 5915 nt
Organism: Lingula anatina
Lineage: Eukaryota; Metazoa; Brachiopoda; Lingulata; Lingulida; Lingulidae
Biological process (GO): regulation of apoptotic process
Source: RefSeq, a predicted model, not a curated record
AACUUCAGUUCAUUUUGAUUAUACACCUUGGCGAAUCUACAGAAAAAUGUCGGCGGCGCUACUUAAAAGCAGUCCGAUUGAAAAUUCGUCUUUUGACAGCGGUUGUGAAGGCAGUUACGACGGCAGUGACAACGUUAACAGUCUUGGUCAUGCUGUCGACUUUGACAAACAAGACGUGCUGCAUGCAUUUCAGACCAUAGGGCAAAAGAUAGAAGGUGAAAUCCGUCGUCUUCGCCAAGAAAAUUUAGACAAGAAUUCACGCAUCCAGCAGAUGGGCAUUGAGGUCCAUCAGCAGCAAGAUAUGGUUCAGCAGUUAACAUUUGAGGUAGAGGGCAUGAGGGAAAAUCUCGAGAAAGAAAAAAGUCAGAGGAAAAAACUGUUUGAAGAGUUGCAGCAGUUGAAUAUCAAAAAAGAGGAGUUUAAGGAGAGCGUUGAAAGAGAGAGAAGAGAAAAAGAGGUCCAGUUAGUUAAACUUCAAGACCUAAGUAAAGAAAACGAGAAGCUACAAGCUACACUUUGCGCCGCAGAGUCUGAGAGAGGACAACUUCGGUAUACCCUGGGUAAAACAAAUGGCGAGCUGCACAACACUCAGACGGAACUCGAUCUUGCAAAGAGCAGUGUGAAAAAGUUAAGAGAAGAGAAGAUGAAAAUUACCUCCGAACUUCAGGACGAACGAGCCGAGAAAGAGGAGACCCAACAAAUGUUUCAAAAAACAGUGAAGCAAAAAGAUAAAUAUGCUGAACAAGUACAGCAACUUGAGGCCCAGAAAGCUACGCUGCAGACAUCCCUCGACGUCGCCAAUUUAACCCUUAAGAAAACCCAAGAAAAUUUGCAACAAAAUGUCGCUGAACUGAUGGCAAAGAUAAAGAACCUUGAAGAUGAGCGCUCCGCCUUGCAACAUACUAUUCAAGAACAAAUCAGUGCUAUGGAUCGGAUACAUCAUCUGGCAACUGAGCAGUCAAAAAACUUUAACGACAAGAAUGCCCAGCUGCAACGUCUUACAGACGAGUUACGGGAUAAACAGAAGACACUUGAAGAAGUCACUCGUAUAAAGGACAUACAAGUGGAAGAAAUCAGAACCCAGGUUCAAGAGGCGUUGGAAAAAGAAGACGAGAGGACAGCGAAGGCGGAAGAAGACAAUUUGACUACUCUUAAUUGCAUUAAAUUAGCCAAUAAGGGGAUUGAGUCGAGCAUGUCAAGCAGAGAACUCAAGGCUAUACUUUCCGACAUAAAGAAAAUCCUGGAGCCAUGCGCCGCUAAGAUAAACGCAUCAACCGCGGGUGACAAAAGAUCCAAUUUGGCCACGUUAAGGGCUUUUAUGAAAACCUGGAGAAAGGGAAAACUUUCAACAGAUCGCAAACAGAAAGAGUUAUAUCUGGAGAACAUACGACGUCACUACACACGCCUAGUGGACGGACUGGGCUAUCACCUGGACACCGCCUCUGGUCAAGAUCUCCUGGACAAACUUUACCAGGAGGGCGUUAUAGAAGAGGCUGAACUUGAGGCACUAAGGAAUACAGCGCAGAAACCACAGAGAUCCAGAAAAUUCCUCGAAAUACUGAAGUCUAAGAAUGUGAAGGUUUUCCAGAGGCUCAUCAAGAUCCUGCGACAAGACCCCCACCGUGAGCACUUGGCCUGUGCGGUAGAAGGAACCAAGCAUCCCGAGCUAUCAGAUGGUGCUGACACCGACAGCGACAACAAUGACAACGACGAAACUCAAGAGAGCCAACAGGAUUCCAGUCACGUGCCUGUAGUCACAAGAGCGGAGACCACACUUAUUAUUGUAGGUUCCAGCAUGGGUGGCUGGCUGGGUCUUAUAGCAGCCAUGGAGAGGCCUGAGAGAGUACAGGCCUUUAUUGAAAUUGCUGCCUCACCAGAUUUUCCUGACAGAAAGUUUCAACAGAUGCCUAAACAGCUUCAAGAGAAAAUCAUGACUACAGGGGAAGUGGACUACCCCUCCUCCUAUGGACAGUUUAUCAUGACAAGAGACUUUCUUCUUGACUCUCGACAGCACAAUAUUCUGCAUUUUCCAACUAUUUCAGUCCAUCGGCCAAUCAGAUUGUUGCAUGGAGUCAAAGAUGAUGCCGUACCGAAAGAGAGGAGGAGAAUGGCAGGGACGCAACUUAUAAGCAGCCCGAUUGAAAAUUCGUCUGUUGACAGUGGUUAUCAAGGUAGUUUCGACGGCAGUGACAACAGUUUUGGUCAUGCUGUAAACUUUGCUAAAGAAGACGUGCUGCGUGUGUUUGAGACCUUACAAGACGCAUGGCAAAAGAAGGAAGAAGAGAACCGUCGUCUUCGUCAAGAAAAUUUAGCCAAGAAUAAACGCAUCCAGCAGAUGGGCAUUGAGGUCGAUCAGCAGCAAGAUAUGGUUCAACAGUUAUCAUCUGAGGUAGAGGGCAUGAAGGAAAAUCUCGAGAAAGAAAAAAGUCAGAGGAAAAAACUGUACGAAGAGUUGCAGCAGUCAAACAUCGAAAAGGAGGAGUUGAAGGAGAGCGUUGAAAGAGAGAGAAGAGAGAAAGAGGUCCAGUUAGUUAAACUUCAAGACCUAAGUAAAGAAAACGAGAAGCUACAAGCUACACUAUGCGCCGCCGAGUCUGAGAGAGGACAACUUCGGGAUACCCUGGGUAAAACAAACGGGGAACUAAACAACGCGCAGAAGGAGCUCGAUCUUUCAAGGAGUAGUGUGAAAAAGUUAAGAGAAGAGAAGAUGAAAAUUACCUCCGAACUUCAGGACGAACGAGCCGAGAAAGAAGAGACUCAACAAACGCUUCAGAAAACAGUUAAGCAAAAAGAUAAAUAUGCUGAACAAGUACAGCAACUUGAGGCCCAGAAAGCUACUCUGCAAACAUCCCUCGACGACGCCAGCUUAACCCUUGAGAAAAACCAAGAAAAUCUGCAGCUUAAAGAAAACAGAGUCGCUGAACUGAUAACAAAGACCAAAAACCUUGAAGAUGAACGUUCUGACUUGCAACAGACUUUGCAAAAACGAAUCAGCGAUUUGAAUCAGGCACAGCUUCAGGUAACAGAGCAGUCAAAGGACAUGGAAAACAAGAAUACCCAGCUGCAACGACUUAAAAACGAGUUAUUGGACAACCACAAGACACUUGAAGAGAUGACUCGUAAAAAGGACAAGCAAGUAGAAGAAAAUGUUAAAAUCAGGACCCAGGUGCAAGAGGCGUUGGAAAAAGAAGACGAGAGGACAGCGAAGGCGGACGAGACUUUAACAGACGUUAAUUUGACUACUCUUAAAUGUAUAAAAUUAGCCAAUAAGGGGAUAGAUUCGAGCAAAGAACGAAAGGCGAUACUUACCGACAUAAAGAAAAUCCUGGAGCCAUGCGCCGCUAAGAUAAACGCAACAACUGCAGGUGACAAAAGAAGAAAUUGGGCCACGUUAAGGGCUUUAAUGGAAAGCUGGAAAGGAAAACUUUCAACAGAUCGCCAACUGAAAGAGUUAUAUUUGGAGAACAUACGACGUCACUACUUGCGUCUAGUGGACGGAUUGGGCUAUCACCUGGACACCGCCUCUGGUCAAGAUCUCCUGGACAAACUCUACCAGGAGAGCGUUAUAGAAGAGUCCGAACUUGAGGCAUUACGGAAUACAGCACAGAAACCAGAGAGAUCCAGAAAAUUCCUCGAAAUACUGAAGUCUAAGAAUGUGAAGGUUUUCCAAAGGCUCAUCAAGAUCCUGCGACACGACCCCCACCGUGAGCACUUGGCCUGUGCAGUAGAAGGGACCACGCAUCCCGGUGAGCGCGCACGUGCGAAAAUGGCAGCAGAAAUCGUCCAGUUUAACGACGACCCGGAGGAUUCCGAUGCUGUGAUGAAAUUCCUUAAUAAAAAGGACGGCGUGUCACGCUUUUUAGAUGCUAUGAAAAGACACUCACAGCGACAAGAUGAAAAGAUUGAGAGUCUUGAAAGACUCAGUCGUUCAAACGAAGAAUAUUUAGCGAAAAAUGACAGCGAAAUUAAUGCGCUCAAACAGGAGAUCGAACAAGAAACGGACCAAAAAGAAAAUUACAUGCAACAAGUACAGGAGGAAAAAUCAAAAUCUGAAGAUCUUCGUGAAAAAUUAAUGGAUGCCGAAAGUGAUAAAUCAACACUUGAGGCAACCACAGAGUCCCAGAGGAAAACUAUUGAGAACUAUAAAACAGAACUAACCGAUUGUAAAAGGCAAAUCAAUGAAAAGGAAACCGAGCUUCAACAACUAAAUAAUUCCCAUCAAAUAACAAUAAAGAAAAAAGAAGAAGAAAAUGCGUCCAUGUUGCAAGCUCUAGAGUCUUCAAGGAGAGAUGUACAAACCACAACAGACGAGCUGGAAAAAGAGAAGAAUGAAAACGCCGAACUGCGCUCAGGUCUUCGGCAGCGUGACUCCGACUUCUCCGCACUGAAGCAAAAUUGGGAACGGGCGGUUCGUGAGAAAGAGGAACUCACUGCGUCUCUCAAAGAUGUACAACGCACUCUAAAAGAUCUUAAAAUGAAAAACGAAGACGACAUGCAAAGAAAUGGAUAUGAGAUGACGGCAUUAAACGAAAAACUAGAGCGGACCACGAAUGAAAGAGACGAAUCUCUCGAUAGGCAGAAGGAACUGAAAGAAACCAUGAAAAAUAUGGAUGAAACACUAACGAAAACCUCGACAGAGAAGGUUGGACUAGAAAAUGCCCUGAAAACAGAAAAAGAAGAUAAAGCACGUCUUCGAAGGUGUCUUGAAGAGGAACGGAAAGACUUUGAGAUCAAAAUACAACGAUCUAGAAACGAAGAGAAAAUUCUUUUGCAAAAAUGCGAAAAACAAAAGAAUGACAUCAGCGCUCUCCAAAAGAAUUUGGACGAUACAAAAGCUGAAAAAGAGAAACUUUCUAAAGAACUUUGUUUGACGAAAGAAAGUCAUUCCAUCGCCAUGAAAGAAGAGCGGGACGCAACGGCUUCGAAAUUACAAGAACUACAAAAAAAGAGCGAAGAGGAAAAAAGAGACGCCGAAGCAAGAAUGCAAUGCAAAAUCGUUGACCUGGAAUACCGUAAUGCGGAGCUCGAUGAUUCUCUGAGUCGCGAACAGGCAAGGGUCAAGAAGAGAGAUGAGACACUGUCCACAGCGGAAAAAGCCGUUGGAGAAUGUAUACAGCUGUCCGAGCAAGGCAUAAAGGAGAGGAAGGAGAGGAAGGAGGUGCUGAUAAAGAUCAAGGACAAAAUGGAGUUGUAUACAAAACGGGCAUAUGCAGAUCAAGCGGGCAGUAGCAGCAAGCGAUUUAGUUUACUGGAACAGCCAAUCAGAAAAGUAAAGACACAGCGAGAAAUUUACUGUGACAAUUUGCGCGCCGGAUGGACCGCCAUGAUUCGAGACCUGGACCUUCUUCUCGAUACAGAGUCCAACGAACUCCUAGAUUCUCUCUUUCAAAACAGAGUCAUAGAAUCAGCCGAGUACAACAAGAUCCGCAGCCUCCCCAAACGAACGGGGGAACGAAGUCGUGAGUUUCUGCAGCUCCUAAUGGGGAAGAAGCCGGAUUCUAUUACAAAAUUCAUAGAGCUGCUGAAAGAAGACGAACAUGCUCGUCAUUUAGCUGAUAUCGUGGAAGGUCCUUCUGCUUUUAGUUCCGGACCGCCGUCCUCUGAAGAUUUAGCAUCAUCUGGCAGUGACAGUGAUGUCAGCACAGAGAGACAGGCUGUCCAAGUUUCUGAACCAAUGUCGUAACAAGCAAAAUCCGAAUUAUUUUCUUAGAGAUACAGCUUACGCCACCUUUGACCAAAAAUAACAACUGUUUCAUAUUUUAAUAACUGUAAUAUGUUAAAAAUGUAAUAUAUUACGGAAAGAGACUUUCAGACACAUAAUUUGCCCUUUUUGUAAAUAAUCGUUUUACUUAUCACAAUUAUUUUUUACUCAGUAUACUCACAUAAGGGAUAGGUGUGUGGUAGAAGUCGAAGGC